Amaranthus tricolor (Joseph's coat) is the source of this 1374-nucleotide messenger RNA. RefSeq names its product UDP-glycosyltransferase 84B2-like. The record is from RefSeq and is a predicted model, not a curated record. NCBI's taxonomy places the organism in Eukaryota, Viridiplantae, Streptophyta, Magnoliopsida, Caryophyllales, Amaranthaceae. Bases 1 to 1374 code for a protein of 457 amino acids. Gene Ontology annotation, molecular function: UDP-glycosyltransferase activity. The transcript is spliced from 2 exons.
AUGGCUCAACCUAAAGAAAUCCAUGUUUUAAUGGUCUCAUUGUUUUACCAUGGUCACAUAAACCCUAUGGUUCAUUUUGCAAAACUUCUCACUUCAAAAGGUAUACAUGUAACCUUAGCCACAACUAGCCAUGCUCGAGAACAUAUAGAUAAGGGGUUAGCCAACCGAACCAACUUCAUUGACUUUGAAUUCUUUGAUGACGGCUUAGAUGAUGGACUUGACCGCGACUCAAAUCUAGGUAUCUUGUUAGAAGAGUACCUUCCUACGAAUGGUGUAAAAAACCUAUCGUACCUAAUUUCUAACCUUGAAGACAAAGGUAAACGAUUUGCAUGUAUUAUUAACAAUUGUUUUGUACCUUGGGUUACUAGUGUUGCAUGCAUACACAACCUUCCUUGUGCUAUGCUAUGGGUUCAAUCUUGUGCAACUUAUUGCAUAUAUUAUCAUUAUCAUAAAACACCAUCCCAAUUUCUUGCAUUGGAUGAUCCAAAUAAUGAAAUUGAAAUUCUAGGAUUACCAUUGCUUAAGAAUGAGAAUCUUCCAACUUUUAUCCUUCCAAGUAGCCCCCCUCAUUUCUUAAAUGUUGUUAUGAAAACCAUGAGUAACCUAAACCAUUACAAAUGGAUAUUUGGUAGUUCUUUUUGUGAUAUAGAACAAAGCUUGGUCAACUCCAUGGAGCAAUUCAAACCCAUUCUUCCCAUUGGUCCUUUGAUCUCACCAUCUAUGCUACAAGAAGGAGAUGUAGAAGAGAGUCAUGAAAAAAAUGAUGUUUGCAUCAAUUGGCUCGACAAACAAGGCACAUCUUCGGUCAUAUACAUAGCUUUGGGGAGUAUAUCAGUGUUGUCACAAAGUGAGACAGAAACGCUAGCAAUGGCAUUGGCCAAUGAUAAUAAUAGACACUUUCUAUGGGUAAGAAAGGAAGGUGAAGAGGGUUGGGGGAGUAAAAUAGUGGACUUACCAAAAGGAUUUUUAGAAAAAACAAAAGAUAGGGGACUAAUUGUACCAUGGUGUUGUCAAGAGAAAGUGCUUAUUCACCCGGCAAUAAGGUGUUUUUUAACUCACUGUGGAUGGAACUCAACAUUGGAAUCUAUUACUGCUGGUGUUCCGAUUAUAGCUUACCCGAUUUGGACAGAUCAACCAACAAACGCUAAAUUAUUGGUAGAUGUGUUUAAGAUGGGAGUAAGAAUGAGGAAGAGUGUGAAUGGGCAACUUGAGCUAAAAGAAAUAGAAAGAUGUUUAUUAGAGGUGACUAAUGGACCAAGGGCCUUAGCUAUGAAAGAACAAGCUAUCAAAUGGAAAGUGGCAGCUAAGAAUGCAAUAUCAGCCCAUGGUUCAUCCAAUAUGAAUAUAGAAAAAUUUAUUAAUGAACUCAACUAA